UCUCUCUCUCUCUAUCUCUCUCUCUCUCCAUUGAUCUUCUCACUUUCCUCGGACUACCAGAGAACUCGAUUGUUUGUGUUUCCUCGGGAAGACGAGUAUGAAGAAAUGAGGUGAAUUGGGGAAGAGAGGGGGAGGAGGAAUGGAGUGGGUGAAGGUCGCCGCUUCUUUGAAUGACGGAGAAGAGAGGAGAAGAGAGGAGGAAGAGGAGAGAGGAGAAGAAAUGGGGGAAGGAGUGUUAUACGUCAAGGUGAUGACAGACGAGCAAAUGGAGAUUCUCCGCCGUCAGAUCGCAGUGUACGCCACAAUCUGUGAGCAGCUCGUCGAGAUGCAUAAGGCCGUCUCGGCUCAGCAGGAUUCACUAGCAGGAAUGAGAUUUGGGAGCAUGUAUUGUGAUCCCAUGCUGACAUCAAGCAGUCAUAAAAUUGCUUCAAGACAAAGAUGGACACCAACACCCAUGCAGCUCCAAAUUCUUGAGAACAUAUUUGAUCAGGGAAAUGGAACGCCAACCAAACAGAAGAUAAAGGAAGUAACUCUUGAGCUGACAAAACAUGGUCAAAUUUCUGAAACAAAUGUUUACAACUGGUUCCAGAAUAGAAGGGCGAGAUCAAAACGCAAGCAGAGUUCUACAGCACCAUCCAAUACUGAAUCUGAAGCUGAGAUAGAAAUCGAAUCCCGAAAUGAUAAGAAAGCCAAGGCAGAAACAAUCAUAUCCGAGGAGAUGACUAAUCCUUCAUUCCAUUAUAAAGAAAUGAACUCUGAAGUGCAUUCAUUGAACCCAGGGACCAACAGAUUGCGAGACUACUCAUCAUUCUUCGAAGCUUCUCUUUCAAACCCAAGAACUGAUAACUUGGCGGGGAAGAUGUAUUAUACAGGAAUUGAACACAUGAUGGAAAAGAUGGACGACUCCUGGGAACUUUAGAGACAUUUUUGCCAUCAGACUGACCACAGAUAUAACAACAGAAGGAACCAGAAAAAAAGAUUGUUCUGCGAUAAAACACAGGGCUUUCAUCAAAAUCUUGCAAUUUUAAUGGUGCUUUUAUGAUCUUAAGAACUUCUAAUUGUUUGUUCCCCAAGCUUAAAAGUAUUUCUUGGUGUGAUCAAGAUUUUCGUAGACAUUAGAAGGCUGGCUUUCAAACUGUUGCUAUUCUAUUUUUUAUAAAUAGAAUUAUUUGAGUAAGUUGCCAUGGUUAUUUUGAAA
Molecule: messenger RNA, 1198 nt
Organism: Dendrobium catenatum
Lineage: Eukaryota; Viridiplantae; Streptophyta; Magnoliopsida; Asparagales; Orchidaceae
Product: WUSCHEL-related homeobox 8
Exons: 3
Coding region: 140-919 (259 amino acids)
Molecular function (GO): DNA binding; DNA-binding transcription factor activity
Source: RefSeq, a predicted model, not a curated record